This is a messenger RNA of Brassica napus (rape), 1527 nucleotides long. Its product is annotated as UPF0187 protein At3g61320, chloroplastic. Gene Ontology annotation, molecular function: voltage-gated chloride channel activity. The record is from RefSeq and is a predicted model, not a curated record. The coding region runs from base 125 to 1330 and encodes 401 amino acids. Lineage: Eukaryota; Viridiplantae; Streptophyta; Magnoliopsida; Brassicales; Brassicaceae. Gene Ontology annotation, biological process: regulation of photosynthesis, light reaction. The transcript has 4 exons.
UUCAACCACCUUUUUAAUCCAUCACUUGUUCACCCUCUCUCUCUCCUCACGCACCUCACGUCUCCUUUUCAUCACUGUUCCUCUGUAAUCAUCCCCUCAAUCUCCACCAAACCCUAAACCCCUAAUGCAUCAGGCCAUGAAUCUAUCCCUUUCUUGCGAAUCACGGUUCCCUAUAUUCUCCACCGGUCCCCGCAAAACCUUCCAUCUCAAGCCUCCACGCGUCUCAUCAGGCCCUGAGCCAGGCACCAAAACCCUAACCGAGAAUCUCAUCUCGCUCCUCAGAGCGGUCCCGGACUGGGCAGACGAGAUCAAAGAGCGUGGGAUGCAGCAGAAACGCACUCUCUACACACACGAGAAAUGGGUCGAACACAGAAGCUCUCUCCGCCACGUGCGUCACUUAGUCUCCUCCUUCUCUUCGCGCGUUAUACUCUCUCUCAUCCCUCCCGUCUUCUUCUUCACAUCGGUGGCCGUCCUCAUCGCAAGCUACAACUCCGCCGUGGCUUUGGAGUGGCUCCCUGGUAUCUUCCCCAUUCUCAGAUCCUCCUCUCUGCCGUAUCAGCUCACGGCUCCUGCGUUAGCUCUGCUUCUCGUGUUCCGCACGGAAGCUUCGUAUUCUAGGUAUGAGGAAGGGAGGAAAGCUUGGGUUAGGAUCAUUGCUGGAACUGAUGAUUUAGCUAGGCAAGUGAUUUGUUCUGUUGAUGGCUCUGGUGAUGAGUUGGUCCUUAAAGACUUGCUUCUUCGUUACUUUGCAGCUUUCCCUGUGGCUCUUAAGUUUCUGCUGCAGUGUCAUGUGAUUUAUGGUUCAGAUAUUGCAAGAGAUCUCCGGAACUUGAUUGAAGCUGAUGACUUGUCUCUGAUUCUUGAGUCAAAGCAUCGUCCGCGUUGCGUAAUAGAGUUCAUUUCUCAGAGCCUUCAGCUGCUGAAACUAGACGAUACAAAGAGAGAUUUGUUGGAAUCAAAGAUGUUGCAUUUACACGAAGGUAUUGGAGUUUGUGAACAGCUAAUGGGCAUUCCGAUUCCUUUGUCUUACACACGGUUGACCUCGAGGUUUUUAGUCUUUUGGCAUCUGACUCUCCCAAUCAUUCUCUGGGAUGAAUGCCACUGGAUUGUUGUUCCUGCUACUUUCAUCAGUGCUGCUUCUCUCUUUUGCAUAGAAGAAGUGGGUGUUCUUAUAGAAGAGCCAUUUCCUAUGUUGGCAUUAGACGAGCUUUGUGAUCUUGUGCAUAGUAACAUCCAAGAGGCUGUUAAAUCUGAGACUAUCAUACGUAACCGGAUCCUUGCAAAGAUAAAGCUCCAUGAGUUCAAGCACUCACCAAAUGGUCGGCAUUAGAUCUUGAUUUCCCACUGUUGUAAGUGAUGCAUUUUGUCUUCCUUAAGAGGGGUUUGAAGUAUGUAAUGGGUUAGGUUAGGUUCGAUAUAUACAUAUUGUAUAGAAACACUUCAUACGAGUUGCUAGGGAAACUAUUUGCCUUGAGGUUUGUAUAUAUGCAUGCGGAUUCUACAUUUACACAAGUCAAUAGUUUGGUU